CCUGUGCCCAACGCCGGGGUCCUCUUGCUCGUGCCAUGCUGGCGCCUAUCUCAGCUCCCACUGCGGCGGUGGGCCGAAAGCUUUCGCUUUCGGCCUCUGGCAGACCAGCGGACAGGGCGCCAUCCACGCCGCUGAAGAGGGCAGUGCCACUCGUGCCACUGCUGGCCAUCAGCCAAGUCAAGCGAAGGGGCUGGAGAUGUGCACGGCGCAGCUUUGCGGCUCGCUUGAGGCAAUACUUCGUCAAGCCAGAGGAGCAGCUGAAGGUGCUCCCCGAUCUCCUUCAGACGCUCCAGGGCGUGUACGAGGCCAAGUUGUUGCCGCUGGAGCGCAAGCUCCAGUUCGGGAGCUUCUAUGACAGCGCCGAGCUGAGCUCUGCGUACUUCACCUCGAAGCCGAUGGUGCUGGUGCUGGGGCAGUACUCCACUGGGAAGAGCACUCUCAUCUCGCAGCUUUUGCAGGCGGAGUAUCCGGGCAUGCGGGUGGGCCCGGAGCCAACCACGGACAAGUUCGUGUCCAUCAUGGCUGGCCCAUCACGCCAGCAGCUGCCAGGCUUCGCGCUGUGCAGCAACCCUUCGCAGCCCUUUGGACAGCUGAACCGCUUUGGCACUCGCUUUCUGGAUCGCUUCGAGGGCGCCCUGAUGCCAGUACAGGAGGUCCCAGUGCUGGGGCUGCUGAGCCUUGUAGACACGCCCGGGGUUCUGAGUGGCGACAAGCAGCGGGUGGGCCGCAGCUAUGACUUCGAAGGAGUCAUGGGCUGGUUUGCCGAAAAUGCCGAUCUUGUCCUCGUGCUGUUUGACCCCAACAAGCUGGACAUCAGCGAUGAGUUCCGGCGAUGCUUGGAAGCUUUGGGGAAGAAGAGCAAGAGCAAGGUACGUUUCGUCCUCAACAAGGCUGAGAAGCUGGAUCACUUCGACCUAGUGCACGUCUACGGGGCUUUGAUGUGGUCCUUGUCCAAGGUCAGCAACAACCCCGAAAUGCCCCACGUCUAUUGCUCCGCUACGGAGGAGCAGUGCAAGGGCCUGUCCGAUGAGGCCAAAGCCUUCUUCCGGAAAGAGGAGGCGGAUUUGCGCCAGGAAGUGUGGCAGGUCCCGCUGGACAACACCACGCGCAAGGUCAACGACCUGCUGCGCCGGGGCCGGCUGCUGCGAUGUCACGCGCUGCUCACCAGCUACCUGCUCACUCUCCGUGGCUUUUUGCGUGGCCGGCGGGUGCUGCGGGAGACCAUCGCAGACCCGGCAAAGUUGGCAGCUGCAUGCACCCACGUGGCGCAGACGCAUGGCGUUUCGCUGCAAGACUUCCUUCCAGCGGAGAGCAUGACAGAAACCUACUUGAAGUUCGGUGAUGAGAUGAUUCAGCAUGUGCCGGCCGAGCUGAUCCAGCAAGCCGAGGAAGCCCUGAACACAGACAUCCCGGCCCUUCUGGAGCGUGUGUCCCAGAAGAGGGAGGAGAUGAUUCAGCAGGGUAUGCCUGGUGCAGAUAGUCUGCUCCGUGCAACUCCCGGCGAGAGUGCUGAAGCCGAGAAAUCGGAGCCGAGUAAAGGCUGAGCCGGCCGAGUCCCGAUCUGACAUGGGCGUGUCCCCAGAAA
This is a messenger RNA of Effrenium voratum, 1585 nucleotides long. The record is from the annotation of a GenBank genome assembly. Lineage: Eukaryota; Dinophyceae; Suessiales; Symbiodiniaceae.